AUGAAGCAAGACACAACUCAGCACCAAAGCGACAGUGCCAUUGCGCCUGUUCCUUCCGAAGUCCCUGCUGAGCACCAGGAGGGGGAUAAAGAAACAAACAAAUGGGCAGGCACAAUAUCAACCUACAUCGAUGAGAAGACCAACAAAGAGCUAUUUUGGAUUGUAAACCGCCGAAUUCUUGCCUGCAUGCUAGGCACCUAUUUCUGUCAGUCUCUUGACAAGGGUACUUUGGGGUUUGCCUCUGUCAUGAACAUCAGAGAAGACGCCAACCUUGUAGGCCAACAGUUCAGGACUGCUAUGUGGUACACCAAGAGAGAGCAGUCUAUUUUGACUUCCCUUUGGUACUGUAUGACUGGAGUUCAGUUGAUGGUCGGUGGCAUCAUUGCCUGGGGUGCUUCCCACUAUGUCGGUCACGACAUAAAGUCAUGGCAGCUUCUUUUCCUCGUGUUGGGAGCCGCUACUUGUGUCUGGGGUUUGUUCAUAGGAUGGUGGCUCCCUGAUUCCCCCAUGGCUGCGAAGUGUUUCAACGAAGACCAGAAGCGCCUGAUGAUCGAGCGAGUGCGCGCCAAUGAGACCGGUAUCCAGAACAAGACAUACAAACGCUAUCAGAUGAUCGAGGCCAUUACUGACCCUGUAGUCUGGUGCUACAUCAUGCUACAGGUCACCUCGACUCUCAUUAUUGGUGGCCUCGGCGUAUUCUCCAACCUGAUCAUUGCCUCUUUCGGCUUCACCUACCUCCAAACGCAGUUGUUGAACAUUGCACAGGGUGCCGUUACCAUCAUCGUUAUGGUCGGCAGUGCCUCCCUCGCAACUUGGACGAAGCAGACUGCCUGGGUAAUGCAUGCUUGGACAAUCCCCGCCAUCAUCGGCACAGCUGUAAUCUACAGCAUCCCGCCGUCCCCCACGAACCGAAUCGGCCUCCUAAUUGCCUUCUACUGCACCCAAUUCUAUCUAGCUGAGGGCAAUCUCAUCUUCUCUCUUAUCUCCCGCAACAUCGCUGGCCAGACAAAGAAGUCGACAACCCUAGCCAUGACUUUCAUCGGCUGGGCCGCAGGCAACAUGACAGCGCCCCAAAUAUUCCAGUCUAGCGACGCACCCCGCUACCGCAAGGGCUUCACCGCCCACUUCUGCCUCUACGUCCUUUUCAACCUCUUCCUCGCCCUCAUGCGGUUCCUCCUCAUCCGCCGUAACAUAUCCAAGCGCAAGGCCGCCGUCGCUGCGGACCCUUCCGGUCUCGCGGCCGAGGAGAUCUCUGAAGACGACAAGGCUGCAUCGGCUGGCGUUAGGGGGUCUGAUGAGAAGAUUGAGCACUCCAAUGCUUUUGCGGAUUUGACGGACAAGGAGAACCCUGACUUCCGGUAUGAUUUUUAA
Messenger RNA from Colletotrichum truncatum, 1371 nucleotides. The record is from RefSeq and is a predicted model, not a curated record. NCBI's taxonomy places the organism in Eukaryota, Fungi, Ascomycota, Sordariomycetes, Glomerellales, Glomerellaceae.